ACCUGAAAAGAAGAUGAAGCUCUUUGCAGGGCUUAUAGAUGGAUCUCGGAAGAUAGUGUGAGGGGGAGUUCUCAAACAAGUGAAGGUGUUUGGACUCGUAUGUCCAAAAAAUACUAUGAGUUCUACAAAGGCACCACUCCACUGAAUACCCGAAACCACGAGAGUUGUUCUUCAAGAUGGAAUGAACAUCUUCAUCCAAGUUUGAAUAAAUGGCAUCAAGCACUAUUAGUAGCAGCAAGAAGAUAUGAAAGCAGUGCCAAUUACUACGACGAAGUACGCCAAACAGAGGAAUUGCAUAUGGAGGGCAGCUCGAAACCCUUUCAGUAUCACGGUUGUUGGGAAAUUUGUAAAGGGUGGGUGUUAUUUGAAGAUCCACCACAACAUAGGGUAGGUCCUACAACAGUGUUCGGAACUGUAUCCUCAGCCGUAGAUGGGGAUGAAGAUGGAUCUCCUACCAUUCAAGAAACAAGGGUUGAAAUCCAUCUUUGGGUGAAGGUUCCAUACCUAGGGCUAUGGGACGAAAAAAGGCCUAAAGGUUGAAGGAAAAAGGCAAGGCAAAAGAUGAUUACGCCGCUCAACAAGAAGUGGUGAUGUCAUUGCGAUUAAUGGCGGAGCAAAAUGCCAUUGCCGCUAAAGAAAGGAACCAUAGGCAUGAAGAACGGGCCAAACAAAUACAAGAAGAGAUGGUUGAUAGGAAUAUGCAAAGGAACACUUCGGAUUACACUCCAAUGAGUAAGGCCUAUUUUGAUAGGAAAAAGAGGGAAAUUAUGGCCCGACAACAGUUGUUUACCUCCGACUAUACUCCUACAAUGGCAGAUGAUGAA
This is a messenger RNA of Pyrus x bretschneideri (Chinese white pear), 824 nucleotides long. RefSeq lists its product as uncharacterized. NCBI's taxonomy places the organism in Eukaryota, Viridiplantae, Streptophyta, Magnoliopsida, Rosales, Rosaceae. The coding region runs from base 100 to 540 and encodes 146 amino acids. The record is from RefSeq and is a predicted model, not a curated record. The transcript has 2 exons.